CUGUGUCUCAUUGGGUUGGGCCCUGUACAAGGUGGUGUAGCUGCCUGUGUUGCUAGAAAAGCACUUCCAGGUGUGGAUAUAGAGGGUUUGCCGCUGAUCUGGGCUUCUGGAAUCUUCCUCUUUGACGGGAAGCAUUUUAAUGUUAAUCAGAAAUACCUCCAGAGGAUUCAGGAAGCUGUGGAUGUGAAGAAAGCCUGUGAGGGACCGGCAUGGGAAUCCUAUACUCUGAGCCCAUCUGCCAGGCAGCCUAUCAGAAUGACUUCGGCCAGGUGUGGCGGUGGGUGAGGGAGGACAGCCACUACAUCAACGUCCAAGACGGCUUCAAUGGAGACACCCCCCUGAUCUGUGCCUGCCGGCAGGGCCACCUCAGAAUCGUUUCCUUCCUUUUAAACAGAAAUGCUGAUGUGAACCUGAAAAACCAGAAAGAGAGAACCUGCUUGCAUUAUGCUGUGAAGAAAAAAUUUACCUUCUUUGAUUAUCUCCUCAUCGUCCUCUUAAUGCCUGUUCUGCUUAUUGGUUACUUCCUCAUGGUGUCAAAGACAAAGCAGAAUGAGACCCUUGUCCGAAUGCUGCUCGAUGCUGGUGUGGAUGUUAAUGCUGCAGACCGUUAUGGCUGCACUGCCUUACAUUAUGCCUGCGAAAUGAAAAACCAGAACCUUAUCCCUCUUCUCCUUAAAGCCCAUGCCGACCCCACAAAAAGAAACAAGGAUGGUGAGAGUUCCCUGGAUAUUGCACGAAGAUUAAAAUUUUCUCAGAUUGAAUUAAUGCUAAGAAAAGCUUCAUAAUGCCUGUGGCCUCAGAUGGAGAAGUAGAAAAAGUUAAAGGACUAGAUUCUGUCUGCAUCUUGGACUAUUGGUCUGUGUGUGGGCCACCCAAUCUGGGUACUGCCAUCUUAUGGGGUCAGUGAUGGUUGCCAAGGAUGAUGUUUUUGAAGACAUUUGUAGUCAUGUCCUCGCUCAAUGGACUUCACCAUGGCCCUAAAUCUAGAGGACAUACUAAAGCUGUUGAAAUUUCUACUUGUCAAAAAGGUGAUGCUUCGAAUUUAGUCUCUCCUGAAGAAGAGGAUCAGUUAUCUCAGACAGUCAUCUCCUCUUUGCUGUGAGCUCUUAGAAGAGGCUGUCCCAUCUAUAUCACACCCCAGGAGACACUCUUUCUCUCAGGCCCCUGUAAGUGGUAAGAUGAAGAGUGCUAGUAUGUACAUUUGUAUAGAAUGGUAUGUCUAUGUGUGUGGUUUGUGAUUCACAUGUAAAUGUUCCUUUGGCAAAACAACUGUGACCAAAACAUUUGUCAGUUGUCAGUGGUGGCAGUUUUACACAUAACUGUAAUUGGCAAAUGCUAAACCCAAGGCUUUUCUUUUUUUCCUGGAGAAUCACUUCACCAGCACAUUGCUAAACAAUUUGCUGUCAGUUUACACACACACACACAAAAGCCAUCUUGAUUUUGAGUAAGAUUAUGUAACUAUCAAUAUGUUUGUUCAAAAAUAUCUCUUACUCUCUUGUGAAUGCAAGGCAGCUAUUGAACUUGUGAAUUCUGUUUAUUUUAUUGAUAAAAUUUUAAAUAUUACUGUAGUUUGGGGGAGGGGUGGGGGAAAGGCAGAAAACUGUACUUGAACAACAAUAAAAAAUAAUAAUAAAAGAAAACCUAAAAAAUAAAUAAGUAAAUAUUACUAUAGUUUAUUUAGAUAAAGUAUUCCUACAUAAGAAGGAGGUAUAUGAUGAGAUAGUAUCUGAGUUAUACUUCUAGAUGAAAGAGAGAAUAUCAAAGUAUUUGUCCAAUUCCUUUGUCAGUGAAACAGUGAAAAAGUAUAUUUUUAAAAUGAUUAAAUUUGCUGUGGCUGGUAUAGCUCAGUGGAUUGAGUACCAGACUGUGAACCAAAGGGUCGCUGGUUCAAUUCCCAGCCAAGGCACAUGCCUGGG
Molecule: messenger RNA, 1916 nt
Organism: Phyllostomus hastatus (greater spear-nosed bat)
Lineage: Eukaryota; Metazoa; Chordata; Mammalia; Chiroptera; Phyllostomidae
Gene: ANKRD22
Product: ankyrin repeat domain 22
Exons: 6
Coding region: 210-785 (191 amino acids)
Molecular function (GO): protein binding
Source: RefSeq, a predicted model, not a curated record